This is a messenger RNA of Didymella exigua CBS 183.55, 6486 nucleotides long. Its product is annotated as Sec63-domain-containing protein. The record is from RefSeq and is a predicted model, not a curated record. NCBI's taxonomy places the organism in Eukaryota, Fungi, Ascomycota, Dothideomycetes, Pleosporales, Didymellaceae. Gene Ontology annotation, molecular function: ATP binding; ATP hydrolysis activity; nucleic acid binding. Bases 67 to 6096 code for a protein of 2009 amino acids. The transcript has a single exon.
AGCUUGUGUAAACAACAAAAAUCUGUCGUUUGAGCGUCAGACGCACGGAGAGGAUCGUGCCCCACCAUGUCGUCUUCCAUGGACGCAGCACAGGCGCAAUGGCUGGAGCAGCUCGCCACUAUGCGCAAGGCCAUUGCAGAGUUGAACCUGCCUGCCAAUGCCGAGAAGGCACCAGCAUAUGGCGACGACAUCGAGUUCGACGACGAUGACUUCUCAGGCACGGCCAGCGGAGAAGACAUCUGGGACGUCAUCAGCGACGAGUACGAGGAUGAGUACAGCAGUGACCACCUCGAACCGGUCCAGGAGAGUGCCAGUGGAAGCAGCGCUUACGACCAGCAAUGGCUGAGCAAGAAGUGCGAGGGUGUUUCCCAAAGAGGUUCUGGUCUAGAUGCAGGCGCGCUGAAGGACCAGAUCUUGGCCAUCUUGAGCAGUGACAGCAACAAUGAAGAGCUGCAGAUGAUGUUAGCAGACAUUGUCGGCUACGAAGAGCUUGAUUUGGUUGCCGACCUGAUUGCUCACCGAAGGGACAUCACUCGAUCGCUGCUUGAGCCAAAGCCUGGAGAAGACAACGGUAUCUCAAGCCGUCUCAUGACACGAGCAGAGCGCGAAGAAGCGUUGCGCAGACAAGACUGGGAGCAUAAGAAUGCUUCCCUCUCGGCUGCAGUCGAUCGUACCGGACCUCAGUAUCCCCACGUCUAUCAAACCUACUCAGCGGGCAAUAAGCUCUCUGCUUACGGCAAGAAGUACGCGCUUCCCACAAACCACAAACAUUACGAUGACAAUCUCUACGAAGAGUACGAAAUCCCCGCAAUGCCAGUCGGAACUAUUGGAGUGGGUCGCAAGCUUGUUGAGAUCAAUGAACUCGAUGGCUUGUGCCAGCGGACAUUCAAGGGUUACAAAGCCCUCAAUCGCAUGCAGAGCCUUGUAUACCCCGUGGCGUACAAGACAAGCGAGAACAUGCUCAUUUGCGCGCCUACUGGUGCCGGUAAAACAGAUGCUGCGAUGCUCACUAUCCUCAACAUCAUCGGAAAGAACAUGAUCCCCAACCCAAUUGAGGAACCCGAAGCCACCGACUUCACGGUCAUGAUGGAAGAUUUCAAGAUUAUCUACGUGGCACCCAUGAAGGCGCUCGCCGCUGAAGUCACGGAGAAGCUGGGGAAGCGCCUGGCCUGGCUUGGCAUCAAGGCACGCGAAUUGACGGGAGAUAUGCACCUUACCAAAGCUGAGAUCCUAGACACCCAGAUCAUCGUCACAACACCCGAGAAGUGGGAUGUUGUGACGAGAAAGAGCACGGGAGACACUGAACUGGUCCAGAAGGUGCGCCUGCUCAUUAUCGACGAAGUCCACAUGCUGCACGACGAGCGCGGUGCCGUGUUGGAGAGUUUGGUGGCGCGAACACAGAGACAAGUCGAGAGCACACAGUCUCUUAUUCGUAUUGUUGGUCUUUCCGCUACAUUGCCCAAUUACGUCGAUGUCGCCGACUUCCUCCGUGUAAAUAAGAUGGCCGGUCUGUUCUACUUCGACGCAUCCUUCCGUCCAGUUCCUCUUGAGCAGCACUUCAUCGGCGCAAAAGGCAAGCCCGGAACGAUGAAAUCGCGAGAAAAUCUAGAACAGGUGGCUUUUGACAAGGUCAAGCAGAUGCUGGAGCGGGGGCAUCAGAUCAUGGUCUUCGUGCAUUCUCGCAAAGACACCGUCAAGACAGCAAGAAGACUAUUUGACCAAGCCACGGAAGACCAAUGCGCAGAUCUUUUUGAUCCAACAGAGCACCCCAAGUAUGAUGCCGCUGUUCGCGAUAUGAAGCAGUCCAAGGGACGAGAGCUUCGUGAGUUGCUAGGCAAGGGCAUGGGCACUCAUCACGCUGGUAUGCCUCGCUCUGACCGAAACAUGAUUGAGCGCCUUUUUUCCGAGGGUGUCAUCAAAGUCCUUUGCUGUACAGCGACCCUCGCCUGGGGUGUCAAUUUGCCAGCCGCCGCUGUUCUGAUCAAGGGCACACAGGUGUAUAACUCUCAGGAGGGCAAGUUCACGGAUCUGGGUAUCCUUGACGUUCUCCAAAUUUUUGGUCGCGCUGGUCGUCCUCAAUUCCAGGACACGGGUAUCGGGUUCAUCUGCACUACCCAUGACCGCCUUGACCACUACAUGCGAGCUAUCACAGAACAGCAGCCGAUCGAGUCUAGGUUCUCAUCCAAACUUGUCGACAACCUCAAUGCUGAGAUCUCGCUCGGCACUGUCACCACAGUGUCAGAAGCUGUUCAAUGGCUCGGAUACUCCUAUCUUUUUGUGCGCAUGCAGAAGAGUCCUCUGCUCUAUGGCAUCGAAUGGGCUGAGAUCAGAGAUGAUCCGCAGCUCGUGGGCAGGAGGCGUAAGCUCAUCAUCGAUGCUGCUCGCAUCUUGCAGAAGAGCCAGAUGAUCAUCUUCAACGAGACCACAGAAGACCUCCGCUCCAAGGAUGUGGGCCGCAUUGCCAGUCAAUUCUACGUGCAGCAGUCGAGUAUCGAGAUCUUCAACACCAUGAUGCGCCCUCGAAGCACAGAUGCCGACGCUCUUGCCAUGGUCAGUAUGAGUGGCGAAUUUGAUCAAGUGCAGUCCCGCGAGACCGAAGAGAAAGAAUUGUCGGCGUUGAAAGAAGAAGGCUAUGUCAUCACCGAAGUCAAGGGUGGCUAUGCGACAGCGCACGGCAAGACGAACUACCUUCUGCAAGCUCAUAUCUCGCGCGCACGACUCGAGGACUUCACGCUUGUCUCCGAUACAAACUAUAUCACACAGAACGCUGCGCGCAUCGCCAGAGCAUUGUUCAUGAUAGCACUUAACAGGCGCUGGGGUUACCAAUGUUUGGUCUUGCUCAGUUUGUGCCAAUCGAUUGAGCACCGAGUGUGGUCCAUUGAGCACCCGCUUCAUCAGUUUGAUUUGCCUCAGCCAGUGCUGCGUGCGCUGGACUAUAGGUACCCUUCCAUUGAAGCUUUGCGUGACAUGGAGCCACGAGAGAUUGGCGAUCUUGUUCACAAUACUAAGAUGGGCGGCGUCAUCUCGAAGCUGCUGGACAACUUCCCUACAUUGGGCAUCGAGUCCGAGAUCGCGCCACUGAACCGCGACGUUCUACGUAUUCGUUUAUGGCUCACACCAGAAUUCAGAUGGAACGACCGACACCACGGCACGUCAGAGUCGUUCUGGGUCUGGGUGGAGAACUCCGAAACUUCCGAGAUCUACCACUACGAGUACUUCAUCCUGUCUCGUAAGAAGCUCUACGACGACCACGAGCUGAACUUCACAAUCCCGCUUACAGAUCCGCUUCCGACGCAGAUCUACGUCCGCGCUGUCUCCGAUCGAUGGCUUGGUUCAGAGACCGUACAUCCCAUCUCUUUCCAGCACCUCAUCCGACCGGACACUGAGAGCGUCUACACUGAUCUGCUCGAUUUGCAACCACUGCCCGUCGGAGCUCUCAAAAACCCGCUUCUGGAAGAGCUGUACGCGCAACGCUUCCAGUAUUUUAAUCCGAUGCAAACGCAAAUUUUUCACUGUCUGUAUCACACUCCAGCAAACGUGCUUCUCGGAUCACCCACAGGUAGUGGUAAGACCGUCGCAGCCGAGCUUGCCAUGUGGUGGGCCUUCAGGGAGAAGCCAGGCUCCAAGGUCGUCUACAUCGCACCUAUGAAGGCACUUGUACGAGAGCGUGUGCAGGACUGGGGCAAGCGUCUGGCAGGUCCAAUGGGACUCAAACUUGUCGAGUUGACUGGUGACAACACACCGGACACGCGCACUAUCCGCGAUGCAGACAUCAUCAUUACGACGCCAGAAAAGUGGGAUGGUAUCAGUCGUAGCUGGCAAACCCGUGGCUAUGUUCGACAAGUCAGUCUGGUGAUCAUCGAUGAGAUCCACUUGCUCGGUGGCGAUCGAGGUCCCAUUCUGGAGAUCAUCGUGUCACGCAUGAACUACAUCGCUUCACAGAAGAAGGAUGGCUCUAUCCGCCUUCUGGGCAUGUCGACUGCCUGUGCGAACGCUUCAGAUCUCGGCAACUGGCUUGGCGUGAAGGAAGGGCUUUUCAACUUCCGUCACUCGGUUCGUCCUGUUCCACUCGAAAUCUUCAUUGAUGGCUUCCCCGAACAGCGAGGUUUCUGUCCGCUCAUGCAGUCAAUGAACAGGCCUACGUUCCUCGCCAUCAAGCAGCAUUCGCCUGAGAAGCCAGUUAUCGUGUUUGUGGCCUCGCGCCGUCAGACACGCUUGACCGCUCGCGACCUGAUCAACUUCUGUGGAAUGGAGGACAACCCUCGACGUUUUCUCCGCAUGUCUGAAGACGACCUGGCUCUAAACCUCGAGCGCGUCAAAGACGACGCAUUGAAGGAAGCACUCAGCUUCGGUAUUGGCCUGCAUCACGCCGGUCUUGUCGAGACCGAUCGUUCGCUGUCUGAGGAGCUGUUUGCAAACAACAAGAUCCAGAUCCUCGUCGCCACCAGUACCCUGGCUUGGGGUGUCAACUUGCCGGCCCAUCUUGUUGUUGUGAAAGGCACGCAGUUUUUCGACGCCAAGUCUGAAGGCUAUAAAGAUAUGGAUCUCACAGAUGUGUUACAAAUGCUGGGUCGUGCCGGUCGGCCUCAGUUCGACUCGUCAGGUAUUGCGCGCAUCUUUACGCAAGACGCAAAGAAGGAGUUCUACAAGCACUUCUUACACACCGGUUUCCCUGUCGAGUCCUCCCUCCACAAGGUGCUGGAUAACCAUUUGGGCGCCGAAAUCUCAGCUGGCACCAUCGGCACGAAGCAGGAUGCUCUUGACUACCUGACAUGGACCUUCUUCUUCCGCCGCCUACACAAGAACCCUUCCUUCUACGGUCUUGAGAUCUCCGCCGAAGAGCACAAUACCAUUGCAGCUCAGACAAUGGCCAACGACUACAUGGUUGACCUCGUUGAGACCUCGCUAAAAGAACUCCACGACUCAUCCUGUGCGCAGGUCGACCCCACCGGCGAAGUUGACUCGACGCCCCUUGGCAAGAUAAUGUCCUACUACUACCUCUCGCACAAGACAAUCCGCUACCUCGUCAAGCACGCAAAGCGUAACGCCACCUUCCUUGAUGCGCUUACCUGGAUCUCGCACGCAACCGAGUACGAUGAGCUCCCCGUGCGACACAACGAGGACCUCAUCAACGCCGAGCUCUCCAAAGCCCUGCCGCUGAGCGCAGACCACUUCGGCCUGCCCAUGUGGGAUCCGCACGUAAAGUCUUUCCUACUGCUACAAGCGCAUUUCAGCCGCAUCGACCUGCCGAUCAGCGAUUACGUGGGCGACCUGAACAGCGUGCUGGACCAGUCGAUUCGAAUCGUGCAAGCAAGCAUCGACGUUCUGACCGAGCUGGGCUACGCAUCGAGCUGCACGCAGAUGAUUACACUCCUCGCAUGCAUCAAAUCCGCACGCUGGCCCGACGACGGCCCGCUCAGCAUUCUGCCCAACGUCUCCCCCGCAGACGAGAAGAAGCGCCUCGAGCACCCCCGCGCGUCGCCGAAGACGCUCACCCAAGCACCAACACUCUCGCCCGCCAAUCUUGAAACGGCACUCCGCCACGCCGGCGUCGCGCCCGCGGCGCUCAAACGCGCCGCCGAACCCAUUGCCCGCCUACCCGUCCUGUCCCUCGCCCUCGGCGCAUACAAUGCGCUUUCCUGCAGCGUGAACCUGACGCGUCAGAACGCUGCGCGCGUGCAGAACGGUGGCGUCCGCAUCUACGCGCCCCGCUACCCGAAGCCGCAGACAGAAGGCUUCUUCCUGGUUCUGUCGUACAGUAGCUCCGACGAUAUCAUUGCGCUGAAGCGCGUCAAUUGGGUCGAUCCUACGCGCUCUGGUCCUGGUAGGCGCGGUCGUGGCGGUAGGGAACAGAACCCGAUCGCUGCCGGCAGUGGUGCUGGUGGUGGUGCUCGGGGAUCGAAACUGCACGCCUCGGCCAAGGUGUUGCUGACACCUGAGGCGCAGGGGAAGAAGGUCGAUAUUAGCGUGUAUAGUGAUUCAUAUAUUGGAAUGAAGUGGAGUAUUGAGGGAGUUGAGAUCCCCAUGGCGCCUGUUGUGGACGAUGGCGGAAAAAAGAAGGAGGGCGGUGGCGUGUGGGAUAACGAUAAUAUGUAGGAGCACAGUAGAUACAAUUGAGAUGUUCGUUGAUUCGUAGGUUGGAGCAGAAUCUAAGCAUACCCUGUUCUACCAUACCGUUCACUCAUCGUACCAUGCCUUGUCCAUGUCUGCCCGUUAUCUCUCAUACUGCCGUGUAUCCAAUAUCAACCUGAUCUGAUAAGACUCACAAGAACCAAUCCGUGACCCCGUCCCACACCUUGCCGCCCCACGCAUCAUCAUGCUCUUCGCUCUGUGCCUUUCUCGUCGGCUUGACCCUCAUAGCCUCUCUCAAAGUCGGCCAUUCCACAGCGCUCGUGUACACAACCUCGGGCUCGACCUUCGCAUUCCACAGCUCUUCCUUCACAGACUGCACGGAAGGCUCAUCCUAAGAGCGGAACGAUCCAUAGU